Messenger RNA from Chondrus crispus (carragheen), 1371 nucleotides. Its product is annotated as Dolichyl-P-Man:Man(5)GlcNAc(2)-PP-dolichyl mannosyltransferase, family GT58. Gene Ontology annotation, cellular component: endoplasmic reticulum. The record is from RefSeq and is a predicted model, not a curated record. The transcript has a single exon. Gene Ontology annotation, molecular function: dol-P-Man:Man(5)GlcNAc(2)-PP-Dol alpha-1,3-mannosyltransferase activity. NCBI's taxonomy places the organism in Eukaryota, Rhodophyta, Florideophyceae, Gigartinales, Gigartinaceae. Bases 1 to 1371 code for a protein of 456 amino acids.
AUGCCGCCUCAUGUCUUCAAGCGCCUAGCCGCUUCCCUAGCCGCUUUGGGAGCCGCACUUAAUCAGUUGCUUUACAAACAUUUCUUCCCGGCUGCCAUCCUGCUCGUUCUUGCAAACGCUCUCCUUUGCGCGUUUGUGAUUGCCAAAGUGCCGUACACCGAGAUCGACUGGGUCGCCUAUAUGGACGAAGUAUCAGGCGUCAUCAACGACAACGAAUUCGAUUAUAUCAAACUGCGCGGCGGCACGGGUCCCCUCGUCUACCCGGCUGGAUUCGUUUACAUUUAUUCGCUACUCUAUUACUUGACGGAUCGCGGCCGAGACCUCCUCACGGCCCAGACUAUCUUUGCCAUGUUGCAUUGUCUCAACUUAUGCUUUGUGCUUUUCAUCUAUAGAAAGAGUUACAGAGAUGCUUCAACCAUCCAUCCAUUCCCUCUAUGGAUUGUUGUUUUCCUAGUGCUUUCGCGAAGAGUGAUGUCGCUCUUCGUUUUGCGUCUAUUCAAUGAUGCUGUUCAGAUGCUUCUCAUGCACGCCGCCAUUUGCCUUUUCAUUUCAAACAGAUGGAGUUUGGGAUGCCUCGUCUACAGUCUCUCCGUCUCUAUUAAGAUGAACGCCCUACUGUUCGCCCCGGGGCUUGCAGUCUUGCUCUGUCAGGCGCGUGGCACAGGUGGUGCCAUUCGAAGGAUCUUGGGUAUUUGUUUCACCACUCAAGUCAUAUUAGGAGCUCCAUUUUUGCUUCACGCCCCGAAGAGUUACGUGGCCCGUGCGUUUGAACUCACUCGCGAGUUCAUGUACAAGUGGAGCGUCAACGGCGCCCUCCUGAAAGAGACCAUUUUCUUAGAUAAGAGAUUGGCCAUGCUGCUGCUCCUACUUCAUUUGACUGUUCUAAUUCUUUUCGGUCACUUCCGCUGGACCGCAGAGAGAAGCAAGGGCCUCCUGGAGUUCUUUCAUUUGUCUCAAGCAAGUGUUAAAGACUCCAUUUUGCGUAUUGCAACACAUGUUGAAUCGAGAGAUCUCAACACCAGUCACGUCGCUGGUGUUUUGUUCACAAGUAAUUUCAUUGGAAUCGCGUUUGCGAGAACGCUGCACUAUCAAUUUUACCUUUGGUAUGCGCACGCGCUCCCAAUGCUCGUAUGUCGAGGUGAUUUCAUGUGGAUACGAAAAUUGGCAUUACUAGUGACGAUCGAGGCUGUCUUCAAUAUAUACCCUCCCGAAGCAACGGCAGCUGUCUCACUACAUGUCGCGCAUUUGGGAAUACUGAUUUCGCUAUGGUUUGAUAGGCGUGCAACGGAUGCCUCCAUAUUCAAAGAUGGCGAUAACAGGGACAGCCUCAAGAGCUCAUAUCGGACAGACCAUGGCGACAAGACGACAUGA